AUGUCACAAGGACAAGGACAAACACCACUGCGAAAACCUCCUGGUUACAGGGAUCCUUCAAUCCCAAUUCAGAAGCCGAGGCCGCAGCCGCUGCCACGAAAAGCCGUCACCCUGCCACCGUCAUUUUACCAAAAGAAGCGGCGGAGCUGGUGCCGGACAUGCUGUUGCUGCACCUGCAUUGUCCUCUUUCUGUUACUCAUCUUGAUCAUUGUUUCUGGUGCCCUUUUUUACAUCUGGUUUGAUCCAAAGCUGCCUGUUGUCCACCUCAAAACCUUCAAAUUCACCAAAUUCCACGUAAGGCAUACCGAUGCAGGACCUGCGUUGGAUGCGCAGUCAAAUCUCAACAUGGAGAUAAAGAACCCCAACAAAAACUUUGAGUUGGAGUAUGAUAAGACACGGGCGGUUUUGAAUGCUAAAAAUGGUGCCAAUUUGGGGGAACAAACUUUGCCUGGAUUCACACAAAAGAAAAACAAUGUGAAAACUUUGAAGUUCACAAUCAAGGCAAGUGAGGAACUUUUGGCCAAAAAAGAUGCUGAUAAGAUAAUAAAUGGAUUCAAGAACAAGAAUUUGGUGAUGAGUAUAGAAGUGAGGACUGGAAUGGGAUUGAAGGGGAAUGGAUGGAAAACUGGGACAAUUCAAGCGAAUGUGAUUUGUGCUGGCAUAACAUUGAAUCAGAUUCAGAAUGGUGCUAUGCCCAAAUGCCGCAUUAAGUUGUUCGACUGGGUAUAUGUAAACUGA
Molecule: messenger RNA, 738 nt
Organism: Fraxinus pennsylvanica
Lineage: Eukaryota; Viridiplantae; Streptophyta; Magnoliopsida; Lamiales; Oleaceae
Source: the annotation of a GenBank genome assembly